Messenger RNA from Closterium sp. Yama58-4, 1227 nucleotides. The record is from the annotation of a GenBank genome assembly. Lineage: Eukaryota; Viridiplantae; Streptophyta; Zygnematophyceae; Desmidiales; Closteriaceae.
AUGGCGCCGCAACGCGCCUUGCCUCUCGCAGGAGGCGCGGCGACUCCACUGCCUGAGCGCCUUGGUGUCAUGGUGCCGCUGCUGCUGCUUCUGCUCUUCACCACCGCCGCCACCACAACCACCCUGGCGGACCCGCGCCUUCCGCCCUUGCCGGAAGGCUGCCACCGCUUCGGCCUCCGCUUCUGCAGCAUCUUGCGCGCCGUCUCCUCCCUCGCUGCCAGGGCCACAGGCCGUCAGCAGGCCGCCGCUGGUAACCACCAGCGUGGCGAAGCUGCUGGCUCGUCGCGGCCUCAGCAGGACCCUACGAAUCCGAGUCGAUACUCUGGCUACGCUGGAGGCGAGGGCGACGAGACCAGCAUUGGCGUCGGCGGUACUACGGCCGUCGCCCGUGCCGGUCCCCGCAACGGUCUCAACCGUCGCAGCAGCAGGCGUGCGGCGUUGUCGACGGUGGUUGCGCCUCUGGCGACGUGCUCCGCGUCGACGCUCUCCGGCUACACGUCGUCAGUCGCCCUCGGAUCACUCAUGAAGCUGCACUGGCAGGUGACGAGCGGCUCCACCAUCCAGCUGGCAGUCACGGCGUCAGGCGCCGCCAUCACGGGGUGGUUCGGCAUGGGCUUCGGAACAGCGCUCAAGAUGUUCCCCGCAGACUGCGUGAUUGGCAACCAGGCGGCCACGCCCAUUCCUGUGGGCACCUACAACUCCUCCAGCUACUCCUCCGUCAAGCUCACCACCGCCUUCACCAUUGGCAGCAAGGCCUAUACCACCUCCGGGACCACCGCCACCAUGACCUUCACGCGUACCACCGGGGAUGGUGGCGCGGUGCCCGUGCUCGUCAGGGGCGUCAACAACAUCAUCUGGGCCUACAGCGGCUCCUCCACCUCCGUCGGCAGCCACAGUACUAGUCUACCCCGCUCUCUACCUCUCUCUCAACCUCUCACACUACGUCUCUCUUCUCUACCUUUCUCCACCUCUCUCUCUACCUGGUCCAUGGUAUCUACCCCUUGCUUCUCCUCUUUAUCCCCCCUCUCUCUCUCGUCGAUGGUCUUUAUCUUCUCCCCUCUCCUCAUGUACCCACCCCUUGCCUCGCCUGUUCUUUUCCCCACGCCCGUGUCCAUCUCUCUUUCUCGCCAGGGGAACAGUCACAGCCGACUUCUCCUGCAAUGGCACCCCUCCACCUCCGCCACCCCCCUCUCCUCCGCCACCUCCUUCCCCUCCGCCGCCUCCUAG